AUGUCUUGUCCCCUCUCCCCCAAUGGACGAACACAGGAGUCAGCUGGCCUACGGGCUGGAGCGGGGGCCCGCCGGCUGCAGGGAGUGGGGAUGAGUUUCCCAGGGCUCUGCCGACGGGGAGCGCUGCCUGCCUGCACGGGGAGACUGCAGGCGGCGGUUGGAGAGCAGCACUGGGUCAGGCAGGCGCUAAGGAGACUGCAAGUGCUACGAUGUCAAACAGCAAUCCACCGACAGCUUGUGCUGCUGGUGAUGGAUGCCGGACCGCACCGCGCCGGGCGGCAGUGGAAGUUCGCCGGCUCCUUCUACUUCGCCAUCACGGUCAUCACCACCAUCGGCUAUGGACACGCCGCCCCGGGCACGGACGCCGGCAAAGUUUUCUGUAUGUUCUACGCCAUUCUGGGCAUCCCCCUGACGCUGGUCAUGUUCCAGAGCCUGGGGGAACGCAUGAACACUGUCGUGCGGCUACUGCUCAAGAAGAUCAAGAAGUGUCUGGGCAUGAGGACAACCAACGUCUCCAUGGAGAACAUGGUCCUCGUCGGCUUUCUGUCCUGCAUGGGCACCCUGUGCAUCGGCGCAGCAGCCUUCUCUUACUUCGAGGGCUGGACCUUCUUUCAUGCCUAUUACUACUGCUUCAUCACCUUGACCACCAUUGGCUUUGGAGACUUUGUGGCUCUGCAGAAGAACGAGGCUUUGCAAAAGAAGCCCCCGUACGUGGCUUUUAGCUUCAUGUACAUCCUGGUGGGCCUGACCGUCAUCGGCGCCUUCCUCAACCUGGUGGUGCUGCGGUUCCUGACGAUGAACUCGGAGGACGAGCGGCGGGACGCCGAAGAGCGAGCCUCGCUGAGGAGAGCCCAGAACAACAUCCACCUCAAGCCGAAAGAGGACAGCCAGAGCAGCAAUGCCAUUUUUCUCCCCGCGGAGGACAGGACGAGCCAGAUGAACCUCAUCCCGCUCAUGCAGGAGGAUGCGGAGAGGCAGCGGCGCCAGUCAGCCAACUCGGCGGCCGCGGUCCCCUCCUUCUGCACGUGCCUGUGCUACAGACCUCAGCUGUGCGGCAGCCCGGUGCCCUCCCACCCCGAGACCCUGAGCUGCCACACCAACCCCGUGUAUUACAACUCCAUUUCCUACAAAAUCGACGAGGUCUCCCUGAGCACGCGGGGACAGACCGGCUCUUCCCCGGGGAGCACUUUGUCAUCCAACAGCCCUCGCUGCCGGCAACGCCCCCGGCCGCGGAGGAAAUCCAUCUAG
This is a messenger RNA of Charadrius vociferus (killdeer), 1248 nucleotides long. RefSeq names its product potassium channel subfamily K member 9-like. Gene Ontology annotation, molecular function: potassium ion leak channel activity. Bases 1 to 1248 code for a protein of 415 amino acids. NCBI's taxonomy places the organism in Eukaryota, Metazoa, Chordata, Aves, Charadriiformes, Charadriidae. The transcript is spliced from 5 exons. The record is from RefSeq and is a predicted model, not a curated record. Gene Ontology annotation, biological process: stabilization of membrane potential; potassium ion transmembrane transport. Gene Ontology annotation, cellular component: membrane.